This is a messenger RNA of Aspergillus ochraceoroseus IBT 24754, 1833 nucleotides long. Its product is annotated as Y-family DNA polymerase. Gene Ontology annotation, biological process: error-prone translesion synthesis. The record is from RefSeq and is a predicted model, not a curated record. The transcript has 2 exons. NCBI's taxonomy places the organism in Eukaryota, Fungi, Ascomycota, Eurotiomycetes, Eurotiales, Aspergillaceae. Bases 1 to 1833 code for a protein of 610 amino acids. Gene Ontology annotation, cellular component: nucleus. Gene Ontology annotation, molecular function: damaged DNA binding; DNA-directed DNA polymerase activity.
AUGGGGGAGGCAAAAGAGCCUCAGGGCGACGAGCCCAAAGAAGAAACCACUCCGCCAAAUUCCAGCAGUGUCUCGGAUGGCCAUGAUACUCUGAAAUAUCAGCUCCUAGGCCCGUCUCUCACUAAAGCGGGUCAGGACUCUGUCGACCAGCGAAAGGUUUCUGAGAUUAUCUAUAAUGCAUCCAAAGGCUCCAAGUUUUUUAACCACGAGGAAACUCGAGAUAAAGUUCUCACCGAGAAGAUUGCGCGGAUCUUGAAAGAGAAAACGCGUCUUGAAAAAUUAAAUCUAUCGGUCGAUCUACGACGGGCCGACCAACUCUUUGCCGAACUUGAAUCAAGCCGAGAUCUCUCACAAUAUGUUGUGCAUGUCGACUGCGACGCAUUCUUUGCGGCGGUUGAAGAGCUUGACAGACCUGAGCUCAAAACUGUUCCAAUGGCAGUGGGGAAAGGAGUUUUAACUACUUGUAACUAUGAGGCUCGAAAGUUCGGCUGUCGAAGUGGCAUGGCUUCUUUUGUGGCCAAAAAGCUGUGCCCGCAACUGAUCUGUCUACCUCAAAAUUACGGAAAGUACAGCGCAAAGGCGGAAGAGAUUCGUGCCAUUUUCGUCCAGUAUGAUCCGCAGUUUGAGAGCGCGAGUAUCGACGAAGCGUAUCUGAACAUCACAGCUUAUUGUACAGAGAACCAGAUAGACCCAGAAGAGGCUGUGGACCGUAUGCGGGCAGAGGUUCUUGAAACAACGAAAAUUUCGGUCUCUGCAGGGAUCGCGGCAAAUGCGAAGAUUGCCAAAAUCGCAUCAAAUUGUAAUAAACCAAACGGCCAGUUUCGAGUACCAAAUGAACGAGAUGCUAUCAUGGAGUUCAUGAAAGAGCUUCCGAUGCGCAAAGUCAACGGAGUAGGCCGAGUGUUUGAAAGGGAACUGGACGCCAUUGGUAUCAAGACAUGUGGUGAUAUCCAUUCCCAAAGGGCCCUACUAGCCAAACUCUUUGGUGAGAAAGCGCUUCAUUUUCUAGCACAGUGCUACCUCGGACUUGGGCGGACGAAGAUUCAACCAGCAGAGAGCUAUGAGCGGAAGAGCGUCGGCACUGAGAGCACAUUCCAUGAGAUUGGAACCAAGCAAGAGUUUCGGGAGAAGCUGUGGGUUAUUGCUCAAGAGCUUGAGAAGGAUCUAUCUCGAACCCAGUUUAAAGGCCGUACAUUGGCUCUCAAGGUCAAGCUGGCCACUUUCGAAGUUUUGACUCGCCAAUCCCAGCCUCCAAAGGCAGUAUCCGCUGCAAAGGAUCUCUACUCCUAUGCCCUUCCCAUGCUAGAGAAGCUUGAAAAGGAGAUUCCUUCCAUGAAACUCCGACUUCUUGGUCUUCGAUGUACCCAUCUAAUCACUACCAAGAAACCUGGAAUGGACUUCUUUGGCGCAGCAGCACGACCAAAGCCAAUACCCAGUGCGGCGUCUGACCCCAGCGUUGAGCAAGAAAUCAGCGCAGAGGAGGCCUUCGAAAAGGCAGCGCGUGAGGAACUACAGGAUGAAAUGCAUGACCUGGAAAAACUCAGCCAAGAGGUGUCGGAAGGCCUCAAUCACGAUGGAGAAAGCCAAUCCCCCCGUGUUGAAAAGAUCCCCGAUCCUGUUUACUGGGAUUGCCCUAUCUGCAGCAGACCUCAAAUUGCUGAGGACAGGGCCUUCAAUGACCAUGUGGACUACUGUCUUUCAAAACAGACAAUCAAGGAAGCUGCUCAAGGCGACUAUAGCGGGACACAAUCGACGUCAUCGGCUACGCGAAAGCGCAAACCACCAUCUCAGGAAGCUACGGAUCCGCGACAGAAACGAUUGUUCUUUACCUGA